CUAAAUAUCUCCUCUUCCUUUCACUUUUCAUUUGUUUGCAUUCUCUCUUUUGCUCUCUCUUCUCCUGUUUCAUUAUUUUUUUUUAUUCUGUUUGUUUGUACCUUUCUGUAUGAUCAAGCUUGAAACUGAAAAUGUUUCAUGACCACCAUUUUUCUCCUCCUUGUUUGCAUUGCCACCCAAAUAGCUACAUAAGGAUGCUUGCAUGGGAAAUACAGGUUCAGCAUCUAAUAGAAAGGUGCUUACUUUUUCACAUGAACCGAGACCAAUGCAUAAAGGCACUGGCGGAGCAUGCCAAUAUUCGGCCACUGGUUACACUAACAGUGUGGAGGGAGCUACAAAAGGAGAACAAGGACUUCUUUCAAGCAUAUUUCCAUGCUAUCUCUCCCAGGCCUUUCAUAAGUAGAUAUAUUCGAAGGAGACCGAGGUUCACAAGAAGGAGACAAUGGAUGUGAAAGAAAAUCAAAGGAAACGAUCAUAGAACUCAUACUAUGGCUGAAGAUAAGCUAGAUUAGUGUAUGCUAGAGUUAUGUAUAAGCUUUUUGUGUGUAGUCUUAAGAUACAUCUUUCUUCUAUGCUUGUGAGAGUUGAGAGGGAGAAUUAUUCUGAUAAGUUCAUAUAAUUCCUGAACAUUGAACUACAA
Mangifera indica (mango) is the source of this 640-nucleotide messenger RNA. RefSeq lists its product as uncharacterized. The record is from RefSeq and is a predicted model, not a curated record. Bases 132 to 452 code for a protein of 106 amino acids. The transcript has 4 exons. NCBI's taxonomy places the organism in Eukaryota, Viridiplantae, Streptophyta, Magnoliopsida, Sapindales, Anacardiaceae.